Lytechinus variegatus (green sea urchin) is the source of this 5083-nucleotide messenger RNA. It is a transcript of the gene gusb, whose product is annotated as beta-glucuronidase-like. Gene Ontology annotation, biological process: carbohydrate metabolic process; glucuronoside catabolic process. The transcript is spliced from 13 exons. Gene Ontology annotation, molecular function: beta-glucuronidase activity; carbohydrate binding. The record is from RefSeq and is a predicted model, not a curated record. The coding region runs from base 78 to 1976 and encodes 632 amino acids. Lineage: Eukaryota; Metazoa; Echinodermata; Echinoidea; Temnopleuroida; Toxopneustidae.
UAGCGUACCCGGUACUCGUCUAUUCUAACUUCGCGCUCGUUCACGAUACGGAAUCACGCUUUGUUUUUUGUGUGGCCAUGGGGUUCAUGUAUUUAUUUUUAACGAUUUUGAUUUUAGUAUGGGUGGCUAAAUGCAAGCCUAAUGCGGAAAUCAAAGGAGGAAUGUUAUCCUUACAAAAUUCAGAAUCUCGUGAAGUUAGGUCGCUUGAUGGAGUGUGGGUGUUUCGUGCCGAUGACUCGCCCGGGCGUUCUGCGGGGUUUGACGGUCAGUGGUGGUCUCGGUCUCUCAAAGAGUUUGGACCAGUGAUAGAUAUGCCAGUACCAUCCAGCUUUAAUGACAUCACUCAAGAUGGCUCUCUCAGGGAUUUUGUAGGUUGGGUUUGGUAUGAGACAGAGUUCUACCCUCCAAAGUCUUGGACAAACAGUGGUCAAAGGAUUGUACUUCGAUUUGAGAGUGCCCAUUAUGAAACGAUUGUUUGGUUUAACACACAAGAAGUGGUGAGGCAUUCUGGUGGUCAUCUACCUUUUGAAGCAGAGAUAACAGCUCAUCUCUCCUAUGGGCAACCCAACAUGAUUACAGUUGCUGUGAAUAAUACCUUGUCUCCUAACACUCUACCACCGGGGGCAGUAACACACUAUGAUGACCCAACAAUGUAUCCACCCAAUUAUUUUGAGCUGAGCUACCAAUUUGACUUCUUUAACUAUGGUGGGAUCCAGCGAUCUGUCAAACUCUAUACGACUCCUAACGUCUAUAUUGAUGACAUUGAUGUUGUUACACAUUAUAUAGACACAACAGGUCAGGUGAUGUUCAAUGUUACAGUUGGUGGAGCACCAGCAUCAAAAGUGACAGCAGAUGUUGACCUAAUUGAUAGAUUAGGCAAUAUUGUAGCAUCAAGUACAAAGCUGAAUGGACUGCUUGUGGUUAAUGAUGCAAAACUGUGGUGGCCGUACACGAUGCAUAAUGACUCAGCCUAUCUCUACACACUCAAGGUUUCGGUUUCCUUUGAAGGCAUAAUUGAUGUUUAUCGUCUUCCUGUUGGUAUCCGCACAGUCAAAGUCACUAGUAAACAGUUCCUGAUCAACGAUAAACCAUUCUAUUUCCAUGGAGUCAACAAACAUGAAGAUGCAGAUAUAAGAGGUAAAGGCUUUGACUUGCCCCUCAUCAUCAAAGACAUCAACCUCUUGAAGUGGCUUGGAGCAAAUGCCUUUCGGACGAGUCAUUACCCAUACUCUGAAGAGAUCAUGAACCUCUGUGACAGGCAUGGUAUUGUGGUGAUUGAUGAGAGCCCCGCUGUUGGCAUGCAUUUGCGUGAUAAUUUUGUAAAUGCCACCUUGGAGCAUCAUCAUGAAGUUAUGUCAGAGUUGGUACGAAGGGAUAAAAACCGUCCAUCAGUGGUCAUGUGGUCAGUGGCCAAUGAACCAUUCACAACUCUGGAUGUUACUGGACCAUACUUUGAGAAUGUAAUUGCGUACACAAGAAAAUUGGAUCCACAUCGACCUGUCACAUUCGUUGCAAAUGGACACCCACCAGAAAAAGAUCAUGCAGCCAAGUUUGUGGAUGUUUUGUGUCUGAAUAGCUACUUCUCAUGGUACAGUCAUCCAGGUCAUCUAGAGGUCGUGACCCUUCAGGUCAAUAAUUACCUGUCCACCUGGCAUGAUUACUACAAGAAACCUGUCAUACAAACAGAAUACGGAGCAGGAACUAUUGCUGGAUUUCAUAUGUCUCCAGCAGUCAUGUUCACAGAGGAAUAUCAGGUAGAGAUGCUGGGAAACUAUCACAUGUCUUUUGAUAAGCUUCGACAGGACUUCUUUAUUGGUGAAUUGGUAUGGAACUUUGCUGACUUCAAUACACAACAAGGCACAAAAAGGGUAGCAGGAAAUCGGAAGGGGAUUUUCACUCGCCAACGGCAACCUAAAACAGAAGCACAUAUGUUGAGAAAGAGAUACCUUAAUCUUAUUGAGACUUUGGGAUGCUGAGUUAACUUCACCAACAUCAAUGAAAUAAAUUGACCUAUACUAGGAUGCAUUGAAAAGAAAGUGGAUGUGUACUCAUCAGAGAUGAUAAAGUUGCUUCUGCUGUCCCCAACAAACAUAACGAAAUUGGCAACCAGCAGACAUGAACACAUCAAUGGCAUCAUCGUAGUACUUGGCCCCUGAAUGAUAGGGCAGGGAAUGCCUCUGAAUAACCGAUGUAAGCUAGGUGUUUUCUUGUUAGUUAUUGGUUUGUAGCCAAGGAAUAAUUAUGUCAAAGUUCUGGAAAGAUGAAUUGAGGCCAUUAUCUUGGAUGGAACAACAGGGUAUUGAUAUAAUUACAAUCUUAUGUAAAGGGGUUUGCAAAUAGUGAAGAACAUGUUGCAGCUGCCACCUUGUGCAAAUCAGUAAGCAUAGGCUUGAUUUUCAGAAAAGAAAAAUACUACUGAUAUAUUAUUACAGACUAUGCUCUUAUAACUUUUGUAACACUCUUAAAUUAUAGAUGUUUACUCAAGAUAGCAUGGUAGGCAAGUCUUUUAUUUCAACUGAUCAAAGGUACAUAAAUAAAUCUGUUGCUAAGUAUAGACUUGGGCACUCCCCUGUAAAGGCCUCAAAGAGCUUAUGAAGGUUGUAGUCUGAAGACUAGGAAUUGGACCCAAAGAAUAUUAUAUCUUAUUUAUAUUCAAAGAGGAGAUGCCUAACCCUUAGAGCUUAUGAAAAAAGUUUUCUGCCUAAACACACAACUCUAUUAACUAUUACAAAGGCAGGUCUGGAACAAACUCUGUGUUAAUGUUACAAAGAGUAGUCAACAAAGAGCUACAUGAACAAAUGUGUAGGAGAAGAUUACUCUGAAGGAAUCUUUUGUAUGUGGCUUUAGAUGCAGUUUGCAUUAAGUUAAAUAGGUAUUGUAAAAUGGGUAAUAUGACUGACUGAAUAUAUCCAUGGUCUAGCGAUGUACAAUUUAACAUACUUGUGUAUUUGAAUUAGUAUUUUACUCUUACAUUAGAUACACCUUAUGAGAUGAAACAUCCUCAUACAUACUUGAAUUAGAUAUAUUAAACAUAGAUUUAACUGACCACAUCUGCAAAAAUAUUCUUAAAUGUACAUAUAAACCAUGGACAUUAAUGAAAAUGAAUUAACGUGAAUUAAGAUUUGUAUUAAAUCCAUAGCGCAAGAGGUUCAAGGAUUAAUUAAACCUGAUCAAAUGACUUGAUUACUGAAUUAUGUUCAUAUAAAUCGAAAUAUGGAAAUUACUGUCCAUAACUAACAAAUUUAUCAAGGUUCUGAAACAAAUCAUUAAUAUGCAUAUGAAACCCAAGAACAAAAGUAUAUCACCUUAAAAGCAGUGAAUAUACUGUAGAAAACUGAAGCGGUUUUGAAUCUUAUCUUAAAGAACAAAAAAAAUGACACUAUUUAUCAUAACAAUAAUAAGUCAUUCUAAACCAUUAAUCGCUAACAUUUAGACAUGAAAAGAAAUGCAAAAUGAAAUCAAUUUUUCAAUAGAAUUACUUGACAUUACGUGAUGCUUUUUGUGAUAAUAAGUCCUAGUGACUGUGCAUAGGGUAUUGCACAACCCUCUAUUUUAAAUUUCUUUUGAAAUUGAUCCUAUGUUAUCUACCUUGCCCUUUCUUGAAGUAGGAUGAUGGCUUUGUUUUCAUAUUCAGAAUAAAUUUUGGUUGCACGAUUCACCUUCACCUCACAGAGCAUUCAUAAUGUUCAUAGUCUCAUGAUUAGACCGGCGGUUUAGAAAAUUGUGAGGUCUUCUUAGUACAUGAUAAGACAAGGCUGGUGGUUGGUUAUGAUAACAUCAGAUAUUACUUAACAUACCUUUUUAAAAGUAACACUCUUUAUAAAAAUUUGGGUUCUUGAGCACAGGUGUGCUAGAUGGGACUGUUUGAAGUGCCUGAAAUGUCUUGGUACAAUUCUCAUUCCACUUAAAAAGCUUUGGUUCAUCCUGUCUAGUAAGAUCCUGUUGACGGGGCUACUACCUUACUGUAAUUAGGGAUGAAUUUACGGUAAUACCCAGUUAACCCCAGAAAUGCUCUUCUAUCGGUUUUCAUAACCGGUCGUGACUAGUUGAUGAGUGCCUCGAUCUUGGCUGGUUCUGGCUCGACAGUGUCCCCUCUCAAAACAAAUCCCAAGUAACGGACCCCUUGCUGGCAAAUUUACAUUUGCUUGGGUUAGCUGUUAUAACAGCACAUCUUAGCUAUACCAUAACUUCUCUAACAUGAGCAAGGUGAUCUUCGCAGCAUAAUAAUAAUUAUAAUAAUACAUAACAUUUAUAAGGCACUACUGGUGUUUCUAAGCGCACUGUGUUCUGUUUAUGGUUUUUACUUGGGAUUAAAAAGAAUAAAUUAAAAAAAUAAGUCCAUUCCCGCCUGCUGGGAAGUCAUUGGAUUUAUUCCCCCCCUUGAAGAAUUCCAGAACUUUGGAAAUUUCUGGAUCUUGACAUUGUUCUCUCUCUAGAUUAUCUGCUGAAAUGCUUAUCACUAUUGGGCUCCCAUGCAGGUCUACCUCUAUUCCACAGACAUGGCCUUCUUCCUCAUCUUCCAAGCUAUCAUACUUUGGUCCCAGAUAUGCCCUGACGAUGCUUUCAUCCUGCGUUUCACAUCCCUCUUUGGCUCUGUAUGGGGCUCCAGACAGUAAAGAAUGUCUGCAUUUGUGUUGAAGCAUCCCGGUCUAUCAUGAAUCAUCAGUGUACAGUUAGCAAGUUUUGCUACCCAUCUCUGCUUUCUCUCACUGAGAGAUGCACUUUCCUGAUGCACCAAUGGGUUGUGAUCAGUGAACACAUCUACCACAGAUUCAAGUAAAUAAUUCUUUAAUUUUUCCCAUUUCAGUGCCAAUAGCCCAAGCUUGAAAGCACUGUAGUUGUCAUUCCUCUCUGCUUUCCUAAUUUGCUGACUUGCAUAUGCAAUCACAUGCUCCUUCCAUUGAUCUGUUGUGAGAGGACUGCCCCGGCCCUUUAUUGCUGGCAUCUAAGAUUUUGUGAAAUCUGGCUAUGCUAGUACUGGUGGAUUGGUCAACCACUGAUGAAGUUUGCAUCCUCUUAAAGCAGAGGGUAGGACUUUUAGUGGUAGGACUUCCAGUUUGUGAGACAGCUUUUGGUGUUGGUG